Messenger RNA from Diorhabda carinulata, 1418 nucleotides. RefSeq names its product ataxin-3-like. NCBI's taxonomy places the organism in Eukaryota, Metazoa, Arthropoda, Insecta, Coleoptera, Chrysomelidae. Bases 501 to 1316 code for a protein of 271 amino acids. Gene Ontology annotation, molecular function: cysteine-type deubiquitinase activity. Gene Ontology annotation, biological process: protein deubiquitination. The transcript is spliced from 4 exons. Gene Ontology annotation, cellular component: nucleus. The record is from RefSeq and is a predicted model, not a curated record.
AUAGAUAAAUUAUAGGUUGAUUUGGUAAAUUGUGAUUUUAUAUAAAGUAAAACAUUAAAAGUCAGUAUUUAAGUACUAAAACAUCAAUAGAGAAGCAGGGAAGUGAAAUUGAGAGCAAGUUCGGAACAAGGGGCAGAUAAACGUUCAAAUUAUUGAUUAAUAGUUUCACUUUUUAAUAUUUCACGUAGAUAUCAUACUAUGUAGCAAUGUUUAAUUAUACAAAAUAAAUGUGAUAUUUGACGAAGUUUUUAUAAGUCGGAAAUUGAACUACGUCUAGAUCUGCGGCAUAAAUGAAGCACUGUAAAGGGGGUUAUACAUUUCGGUAUAAUAAGGUUUUAUAUAAAUAUUUUAUUGGAAAUAAUGCGUUAACAUACAAAUUAUAACUCAAAGAAAGGUUAUACGUACGAUUUGAUGGAAUAUUGAAGUUUAUUUUCGAAAUUUUGUUAAAAUUUUAACUCACCACGACACAGCACAGCACUGACGACAUGCCGCCAUGUUGAAUGUCAACAUGCUGGAGAAAAACAAAAACCGUCAAAAGAGUUUCGACUUUUAAUUGUGACAGUCAAGAAGGUUCUCUAUGUGCACAGCACUGUUUAAAUUCGUUGUUACAAGGGCCCUAUUUUACUGCCGUUGAUUUAAGUACUUUAGCACAAAAAUUAGAUGACGAAGAAAGAAAAAGAAUGGCUGAAUGUGGUGAAGAAAGUGAAGAAUAUCACAAGUUCCUUCAACAGCCGUCGGGAAAUAUGGACGAUAGCGGAUAUUUCUCAGUUCAAGUUAUAAGUAGUGCGCUACAAGUUUGGGGGUUAGAAUUAGUGCCUUAUUCUAGUACCGAUGAAAGACUCGAUAGUAAUCCGAGUGAAAUGACUGCCUUUAUAUGCAAUUUUCGAGAUCACUGGUUUACAAUAAGGAAAAUUAGCAAUCACUGGUUUAACCUAAAUUCCCUUCUCUCGAGGCCAGAACUUAUAUCAGAUACUUAUUUAACGUUGUUUUUGGCACAGUUGAAAAAUGAUGGUUAUUCCAUAUUUGCUGUGCUAGGAGAAUUACCCGAAUGUACCGCCGAUGAAGUAUUAAGCAGUAGUAAAAAUAUCAUUACUUCCGAACCAAUGAAAAAUGUAUCAAAUGAAAGUGAUCCCGAUUUACAAGCAGCACUCCAGUUAAGUCUAGUAGACGAUAACGACAUUGUACCACAGGAAACGGAAGACAGUGAUCUACAGGAAGCGCUCAGGUUGAGUUUGCAAAGUAUCCAAACCAGUCCAGAAGAAGAGGACGAAGAAACUCUUUUACAGAAAGCUAUCAAUAUGAGUUUGCAGUGCUAGUGAAUGAUAUAUUUUUUUGUUAUUUGUUAUAAUUCUAACUCAGUUAUGUAUAUAUUUUAUCUAAUUUUAUAUAUAAAUAAAAAUAACUUUGUUUACAUUGGA